Molecule: messenger RNA, 1416 nt
Organism: Guillardia theta CCMP2712
Lineage: Eukaryota; Cryptophyceae; Pyrenomonadales; Geminigeraceae
Exons: 5
Coding region: 1-1416 (471 amino acids)
Source: RefSeq, a predicted model, not a curated record
AUGAGGAUGCGAUGGCUCAGUGGAGCGACGUUGGGUGCCUGCACCAUUGUUUGCCUAUGGAUGCUGUGCGAACGACCGGGACAUGUUGCACUGCUCUCUUCAGCGUCGCAGAAGCUUCAACCAUCGGGUUCUGGCAUUCACAUCAAGGGCCUUGCAGAGGAGCAGGAGAAGCUGAGGCUGAAGAGGAUGCAUGCGCUGCACCCUGGAGCGAGUGCUCUGCAUGACUUCGAGCACUCACUCGAGGCCCGGUCCGGGUCUCAUCGCCCUGCCCGACCUUCUUCGUGGAGGGUCAGGCACAUGCAGGCAGCGCUGAAGCGACUGCAAGCGAAGGGGAGGGACGAAGAGGCGAGGAUGGCGAGCAUGCGGAAAGAGAUAGCGCAGGACAGGGAGGACUACCAUGAAGCACGGCAGCUGCUGCGACGAGGGAUGAAGGACAGGAAGUUGGCAGAGUCGGAGCGGGAGCGGGCGCACACUUUGAUCAAGGAGGCGAAGAAGGAGAAGGGGGAGCUGGAGCAGAAGAAGCUUGCAGACAAGCAGCUGCGGAGAGAAGUUCAGGAUAGAGUGCAGAGUCUGAGGAUAGCACGGGAUGACGACCUUGAGGAGCAGAAGCGCAACCAGGUGGUGAUGGACACCGUCUACUCCAUCCAACAGCAGGCGAACGCCGAGAGAUCGGAGGCAAUGACGUUGCGAUCUGACGCCCUGAACUCGCUGGCCGAAGCUCGAAGGUAUGCCCGCGAGGCAAAGAACAUGCGGAAGCUAGCUAGGAGCAUGGAGAACACAGCCAAACUGGACGGACAGGCUGAGAGCGUCUCCCAGGAGGCGGAGGCUUCGUCAUCGGUCAGCAAGGCCCCGACAGGCAAGGCUUCUUCCUUGUCCAAGAAGGUGGAAGCAACUGUGUCAAGGUUGAGGAGGGAGGCUGCGAGGUAUCGGCACGAGGCCUCCCGGCUCAUGAUCAAGUCAGAGAUGGUUGGCUCCAAGGCUCCGCGCGACCUGGCGGUGGCGAACAAAGUCCUCAAGACGGCCAAGUCGCUCUACGAGCAUGCCGAGAGCGUACAGAAUUCCUUGCGAAGUGCAGAGAUCCUGCACCAGCAGACGGAGUACCAGCAGAUGCCGCAGAGGCAGCAGGAGCUGGCGAGCAAGGAGGCGGCAGUGCAGCAUCUGGCAGCGAACCUAAAGGGGGAGGAGCGGGUGGCAGAUCAUCUGCAGGAGCUGCAAAUUGAAGCCAAGGAGCUGUUCCACAAGGCCGCUGCCGACGUGAGAUCGUCCGACCAGGAGGCACGGGAGGCGAAGAUCUCCUUGAAGGCUGCGAGGACGAGUGAGAUUGAGGACGAGGGAAGGUUGCAGGCCCUGGAACGAGCAUGGAGGGUCUCGCAACAGCAGAUGGCAUCCCUGAACGAUGCAGGACAAGCCAGAUAG